Erpetoichthys calabaricus (reedfish) is the source of this 3952-nucleotide messenger RNA. RefSeq names its product tyrosine-protein phosphatase non-receptor type substrate 1-like. The record is from RefSeq and is a predicted model, not a curated record. Bases 212 to 2245 code for a protein of 677 amino acids. Gene Ontology annotation, cellular component: plasma membrane. The transcript has 11 exons. Lineage: Eukaryota; Metazoa; Chordata; Cladistia; Polypteriformes; Polypteridae.
AUGUUGUUCUUUUUUCCCCAUGCAACUAAAAUGGAUUGCGCAUGCGUUUUCCACGUGCUGUCGUUCCACAGCUGGGCAUUUGAGGUGAGGUGAUGUCCAUGCGCACAUUCCCCGCGAAGCUGCAUAGCCCUAUGUCUCUACGACAUGGAGACGACUGUAUGGAGAUUUUCACCAUCACCACUUCACUUGUUUGCUCUUCUUCUGACCAGCCAUGAGGUGGCUUCCUUCUUCAGGGAUCUUCUUGAACCUUCUUUGGAUGAGUUGGUGCCAAGGUUUCAGUGUUUCACAGCCUCAGGGUCGAGUGGAGGCUCUGGAGAGAAGCAACGUCACUUUAGUGUGCGUCAUGUCCGGUGAGAGUCCACCAGGACCAGCGAGAUGGUACAAAGGAAAUGGCAGCGAGCGCACACACUUCUGCUCAGGAGCCCCCAAAGGAGGAGAUAAGAAUGACUCUCGAGUGACCUGGACAGCUGAGUACAUGACUGUCAACUACAGCAUCACAAUAAGAGACCUCAGAGUCAGCGACACAGGAGAGUAUUACUGUGAGAAAUACACAAAGGCAGAUGAGAACAAACCAUACGCCUCCGGACCGGGGGUCACCCUGACUGUGAGAGGAGUGCCCAUCAUCACUGGCCCAGCCAGCAGGGUGAAGGUGGGAAACGAUCUCGAAUUAACUUGUGAGGUCAACAGGGCCAGCAACAGCACAGUCAAGUGGUUCAAAGAUGAGCAGGAAGUGACCCCUGAGCACAGAGAUACAUCGGGGGGCGGAAAAUCAAUCAGAAGUGUCAUCAGACUGACACUAAAGAUACAGGACAUCAAGUCCGUCGUCAGGUGUCAGGAGUCGGGACUCUCCGCUCAGAACCCUCUGGAGGACAAAUUUCACUUGAAGGACGCCAUUGCAGAUUUACCUGGAGUGCCAGUCAUCGAGAACCCUAAGCUGGUGCUGGGCGACUCGGUAAUCAUGACGUGCAAAGUCAGCGGCGUCUACCCCAGAGAUAUAAAUGUGACCUGGAUCUGGGACAAGACGUUUAAAAGCUCCCAGUCUCAGCAUGCAGAAGAACACGAGAACGGCACCUUCACUGUCACCUCUGUGCUUUCAUUCACUGUGAAGGAGGAUAUGAGGGGCACCCGGCUGACAUGCCAGGCGGGAUAUGAGGGGUUAACACCAGUGAGUGCCACCGUGACACUGGCAGUCAGAGGACCGCCUUCCAUAAAGGGGCCACAGAAGAGAGUUGAGAUUGGACAGACAGUCAGCUUCACUUGUGAGUCACUUGGUGACCAGGACACCAGCAUCACAUGGCUGAAAAGUGUGAGGACUGAUUCUGAAGAGCAAAAGAUGAGCUGGAGUAAUGGGACCAGAAGUGAAUUCAAAGUGACUCUGACGAAGUUUGACGUGAGAUCCAGCAUCUACUGCCAGAUCCCGGGAUACAGAGGAGGUUCUGUGCCAUCAGACACGCUUAACUUCAGCACCUUCAUCUUGGCGACACCCAAAGUGACAAUUCAGAAGAUGAGCCUGGAGGACUCGCACAACAUUUCCCGUUUCCACUGUAGAAUCAGUCAGUUUUACCCAGAUGACAUUAAGGUGAUGUGGCUCCUAGAGGGACAGACAAUGAACUUCACCCUGUUCAACCAUAGCGAAAAUUUGGACAAGACAUUUACAGCCUUUACUUUAGUAGAUGUCAUCGUCACAAACGAAGUAAAGAAUCUCACCUGUGUGGUCACACACAUGGGAAACCGCAACGUGACACGCACUGUCGAGUUUUCUAAGAAGAGUUCAGGUGAUGAGGAAAAGACUGUCAACAAUUCAACAGGUUUGAAUAAAAUACACAUUGUGAUUGGUGUGCUGGUGGCCUUCGUUCUUCUGUGUGUUGUCUUGACGCUCUUCCUCUACUGCAGAAAAAGAUCUCAGAGAAAGAAAGCCUCUAAGAAGAAAAGCAAAUCUAACAAUGAUGAGAAUAAAAACACAGAGGUAGAAUAUGCCAGUUUGGAUCUUCAUAAUCUUCAGAAUGCCAACAAAGGACAAAGACCUGCCACGGAGCCAACCGAGUACGCCGAAGUUGCUUGUAACCGCCCUAAACAAAGUCAGGAUGACGAGGUGACCUACGCCAGCGUGGUAAACCUGCGGACAAAGCCUAAGACUGACACGGUGCAGGCCCAGAGCACAUUACAGGAGGAGAACACGGAAUACGCCGCUGUCAACUUCACCCGCAAAACAAAGCGGGUACAAGACUCCGUGCUGUACUAUUAGAGCGAGCCUCGCUACAUGUCACCUGUGCGAAAGGGAAAAAGGUUGCUCUCGACUCCUUAGUUUUGCCACAUUUUAUACUUAAUGAAGUUUCUAUUGCAACUUACUAUUGCUUAUUGCCCCUAAACUAGUCGAUCUAGGCGGCACGGUGGCGCAGUGGGUAGCGCUGCUGCCUCGCAGUUGGGAGAUCUGGGGACCUGGGUUCGAUUCCCGGGUCCUCCCUGCGUGGAGUUUGCAUGUUCUCCCCGUGUCUGCGUGGGUUUCCUCCGGGCGCUCCGGUUUCCUCCCACGGUCCAAAGACAUGCUGGUUAGGUGGAUUGGCGUUUCUAAAUUGGCCCUAGUGUGUGCUUGGUGUGUGGGUGUGUUUGUGUGUGUCCUGCGGUGGGUUGGCACCCUGCCCAGGAUUGUUUCCUGCCUUGUGCCCUGUGUUGGCUGGGAUUGGCUCCAGCAGACCCCCGUGACCCUGUGUUCGGAUUCAGCGGGUUGGAAACUGGAUGGAUGGAUGGAUGGAUAGUCUAUCUAUCCAUCCAUCUACUAAACCUCUCUUCAUCCAUCUCUUAUCAGUUAUUGAAUUAUUAUGAUUGUUUAGUUUCAAAGUGGCUGAGAGUUGGAGUCCAUCUUUGGAUCAUUGUUGCCAGUCCACCACAGGGCACACUCACUCUCAAUGCCAAUUCUUACUGAGACAGCAGUUAUUUUAGGUCACCAGUCACAUGGGUCUGAGGAAAAUGUGCCCAUUCCACACCCAGAUGGUGCCCAUACUGGGAUCUAAACUCAUCAACAUGCCCUAGAGAGGUCAGAGGUCACAGGAGGUUUGAUUUAAUGUCUUUUCUAGUUAAUGCCGUGUUGUGCUAUUUUUUCUUUUCUAAAUGUAUUACUGAACUGGUCUCGGUCAUCAGUGGGCACAGUUCAUUUUUUUACUUUUUAUUUCUUAUAUUUUGUAUUAAUUUAUUUAAAAAACGUUAUUUAGAAACACUCUUCCACUACAACAUACCGGCCAGGUUCCUCAGUCUUUCUGGCUAGAAAAUCCAGGAACACUUGGAAAGUCCUAAAUGAGCAGAGACGUUCUAAUGAUGAUGAUGACAUUCUCAUGAAUGUCCACUGGGUCUUGAUACAUGUCCAUUGUGGAGAGAGAAGAUAAAAAAUGUUUAUUUUACUUGACCAAUGCUUUAUCAGGCAUUCAGCCAGAAUAUGAAUUUAUUACAACAGUUACUGCAGAAUGCCAAGAACAAAAAAGUGCACAUGUUUUGAGGAUAUGGAAAAUAUGCCGUUAGUGGAUGAAAUAUUCUUUGGAGUUAGUUAACCUGAAAUAAAUGGACUCGGGGACUGGGGGACACAAGAGGGCACAGACCAGCACUGAGUAACUGGAUGGCCGUGCUCAUCACUGCUGUAACAUCGCUGUGGGGUCCCUUAGUGAAUCAACACAUGAGGCACAAUUAGUUGUAAUGGGCCUAAAAUGGGGGCUGUGUGUGUGUGUGUGUGUGUGUGGGGAGGGGGGAGGUGGGGUCAGCAUUUUGAACUUUUCACUGUGACCCCUGACCUUUAUUAGAGAUUUCACCCAUGCUGUAUUCCAAUAGUGAAAUAGUGUGCCAGUGAGUUGCUAGAUUGAUCAGAAGAAGAGGGGCUCAGCCACUGAGGAAGGACCAUCACUCUAUUUCAGUUCGGGUUUAGGACUGUUUCAUUUUGCAUAUAUAUAGCAUAUGUGUAAAAAAA